Messenger RNA from Ambispora leptoticha, 618 nucleotides. Lineage: Eukaryota; Fungi; Glomeromycota; Glomeromycetes; Archaeosporales; Ambisporaceae. The record is from the annotation of a GenBank genome assembly.
AUGACCCACGCAUUCAAAAUUAUAUUGGCUCUGGUGGCUUUGGUCACUGUUGUUCGUGCCGCUGACAUCAGCAUUACUGCCACGAAAGAUAUAAAAUUUAAACCUGAAAGUGUCAAUGUUCAACCUGGUGAUAAAGUUACAUGGAUGCUUGAAGACCCUUCUGUUCCGCAUACUGUUGUUCAAUCUGAUCAAGCUGAUUGCACUGCUUCAAAAAACAAGAGUGCCUUUAGUUCUGGAGGCUCAUUAAAAGCUUCUGGAUUUUCCAUUACAAUUCCUUCGGAUGCUAUGCCUGGCAACCUUUAUUAUUUUUGCAGCAUACCUGGUCAUUGUGAAGGUGCUGGAAUGAAAGGGGUUUUAGUAGUUACUGGUAGCGGAACUAACUCAACAAAUGGUACCACAAGUGACAAUUCGACAAGUAACGGUAAUACAACAAGUAACGGUAACAUGACAAGCAACGGUAAUUCUACGACUUCUGGAACCAAUUCUACUUCCAACACUACAUCUUCCUCUCCCUCUUCCAGUAGCACAAAUAAAUCAAAUUCCGCUGACAAUUUGAAAAGCUCUUUUGAAAUGGCAUUCUUUUUAUUGGCUUCUGCGCUUUAUUUUAAUAUUUUUUAA